Oncorhynchus masou masou (cherry salmon) is the source of this 6974-nucleotide messenger RNA. RefSeq names its product mucin-2-like. The coding region runs from base 103 to 6660 and encodes 2185 amino acids. Lineage: Eukaryota; Metazoa; Chordata; Actinopteri; Salmoniformes; Salmonidae. The record is from RefSeq and is a predicted model, not a curated record. The transcript is spliced from 5 exons.
GAAAACAUUAUUAAAGAGAAACUCAGUUGAUGAGGAGCUCACAGAAGCCUGAACACCGAGGAAGACAAGCAGCAACAAUUUUUAGGGAAUAACAAAACAGCAAUGGAACUUGGGGUGUUUCUCAUCAUGAUUUUCUCAGUAAUAGGCAGCCUGUGCUCUGUAACAAGCACAACCACAGAUCCUAAUAUGACAACCACAACUGAGGCUCCUACUACAGCAACAACUGCAGCUCCUACUACAACAACCACAGAUCCUUCUACAACUACAAGUGCAGCUCCUACUACAACAACCACAGAUCUUUCUACAACCACAACUGAAGCUCCUACUCCAACAACCACACUUCCUGCUAUGACAACUACAACCACAGCUCCUACUACAACAACUGCAGCUCCUAGUACAACAACAAAUGCAGCUCCUAGUACAACAACAACUGCAGCUCCAAGUACAACAACAACUGCAGCUCCUAGUACAACAACAACUGCAGCUCCUAGUACAACAACCACCACAGCUCCUAGUACAACAACCACUGCAGCUCCUACAACGACAACAACUGCAGCUCCUACUACGACAACAACUGCAGAUCCUACGAUGACGAUAACUGCAGAUCCUAGUACAACAACAACUGCAGCUCCUACUACGACAACAACUGCAGAUCCAAGCACGACAACAACUGCAGCUCCUAGUACAACAACCAACACAGCUCCUAGUACAACAACCACUGCAGCUCCUACUACGACAACAACUGCAGCUCCUACUACGACAACAACUGCAGAUCCUAGUACAACAACAACUGCAGCUCCUAGUACAACAACUGCAGCUCCUACUACAACAACAACUGCAGAUCCUAGUACAACAACAACUGCAGCUCCUAGUACAACAACCACUGCAGCUCCUAGUACAACAACCACAGAUCCUUCUACAACCACAACUGUAGCUCCUACUCCAACAAACACACUUCCUGCUAUGACAACUACAACCACAGCUCCAACUACAACAACUGCAGCUCCUAGUACAACAACAAAUGCAGCUCCUAGUACAACAACAAAUGCAGCUCCUAGUACAACAACCACUGCAGCUCCUACUACGACAACAACUGCAGCUCCUACUACGACAACAACUGCAGAUCCUACUAUGACGACAACUGCAGAUCCUAGUACAACAACAACUGCAGCUCCUAGUACAACAACAACAACUGCAGCUCCUACUACGACAACAACUGCAGCUCCUAGUACAACAAACACUGCAGCUCCUAGUACAACAACCACCACAGCUCCUAGUACAACAACCACUGCAGCUCCUAGUACAACAACAACUGCAGCUCCUACUACGACAACAACUGCAGAUCCAAGCACGACGACAACUGCAGCUCCUAGUACAACAACCAACACAGCUCCUAGUACAACAACCACUGCAGCUCCUACUACGACAACAACUGCAGCUCCUACUACGACAACAACUGCAGCUCCUACUACGACAACAACUGCAGAUCCUAGUAUGACAACAACUGCAGCUCCUAGUACAACAACCACUGCAGCUCCUACUACGACAACCACUGCAGCUCCUACUACGACAACAACUGCAGCUCCUAGUACAACAACAACUGCAGCUCCUAGUACAACAACUGCAGCUCCUACUACGACAACAACUGCAGAUCCUAGUACAACAACAACUGCAGCUCCUAGUACAACAACCACUGCAGGUCCUAGUACAACAACAACCACAGAUCCUUCUACAACCACAACUGUAGCUCCUACUCCAACAAACACACUUCCUGCUAUGACAACUACAACCACAGCUCCUACUACAACAACUGCAGCUCCUAGUACAACAACAACUGCAGCUCCUACUACGACAACAACUGCAGCUCCAAGUACGACUGCAGCUCCUAGUACAACAACAACUGCAGCACCUACUACGACAACAACUGCAGCUCCUAGUACAGCAACAACUGCAGCUCCUAGUACAACAACCAGUGCAGCUCCUAGUACAUCAACAACUGCUUCUCCUACUACGACAACAACUGCAGCUCCUACUACGACAACAUUUGCAGCUCCUAGUACAACAACCACUGCAGCUCCUAGUACAACAACCACUGCUGCUCCUACUACAACAACCACUGCAACUCCUACUACGACAACAACUGCAGCUCCUAGUACAACAACAACUGCAGCUCCUACUACGACAACAACUGCAGCUCCUAGUACAACAACCACUGCAGCUCCUAGUACAACAACCACCACAGCUCCGAGUACAACAACCACUGCAGCUCCUAGUACAACAACCACUGCAGCUCCUACUACGACAACCACUGCAGCUCCUACUACGACAACAACUGCAGCUCCUAGUUCUACAACAACCACAGCUCCUAGUACAACCACCACUGCAGCUCCUAGUACUACAACAACUGCAGUUCCUAGUACAACAACUGCAGCUCCAAGUACAACAACUGCAGCUCCUACUACGACAACAAUUGCAGAUCCUAGUACAACAACAACUGCAGCUCCUACAACAACAACAACAGCACCUCCUAGUACAACAACUGCAGCUCCUAGUACAACAACAACUGCAUAUUUGAUCACGACAACCACACCUGCAGCUCCUACUACAACAACGACAGUUCCUUCUACAACAACCACAGUUCCUUCUACAACUACAACAACAGCUCCUGCUACAAUAACCACAACCCCAGCUCCUACUACAACAACUGCAUUUCCUAGUACAACAACAACUGCAGCUCCUAGUACGACAACAACUGCAGCUCCUAGUACAACAACAAACGCAGCUCCUAGUACGACAACAACUGCAGCUCCUGAAACGACAACCACUGCAGCUCCUACUACGACAACAACUGCAGCUCCUACUACGACAUCAACUGCAGCUCCUACAACAACAACAACUGCAGCUCCUAGCACAACAACUUCAGCUCCUAGUACAACAACAACUGCAGCUCCUAGUACAACAACCACCACAGCUCCUAGUACAACAACCACUGCAGCUCCUAGUACAACAACAACUGCAGCUCCUACUACGACAACAACUGUAGAUCCUAGUACGACAACAACUGCUGCUCCUACUACGACAACCACUGCAGAUCCUAGUACAACAACAACUGCAGCUCCUAGUACAACAACAACUACAGCUGCUACUACGACAACAACUGCAGCUCCAAGUACAACAACUGCAGCUCAGAGUACAACAACAACUGCAGCUCCUAGUACAACAACCACUGCAGCUCCUAGUAUGACAACAACUGCAGCUCCUACUACGACAGCAACUGCAGCUCCUAGUACAACAACAACUGCAGCUCCUAGUACAACAACCACUGCAGCUCCUACUACGACAACAACUGCAGCUCCUACUACGACAACAACUGCAGCUCCUAGUACAACAACAACUGCAGCUCCUAGUACAACAACCACUGCGGCUCCUACUACGACAACAACUUCAGCUCCUAGUACAACAACAACUGCAGCUCCUAGUACAACAACAGCAGCUCCGAGUACAACAACAACUGCAGCUCCUACUACGACAAUAACUGCAGCUCCUAGUGUAACAACAACUGCAGCUGCUAGUACAACAACCACUGCAGCUCCUACUACGACAACAACCGCAGCUCCCACUACGACAACAACUGCAGCUCCUAGUACAACAACAACUGCAGCUCCUAGUACAACAACCACUGCAGCUCCUAGUACAACAACCACUGCAGCUCCUAGUACAACAACCACUGCAGCUUCUACUACGACAACAACUGCAACUCCUACAACAACAACAACUGCAGCUCCUAGUACAACAACUUCACCUCCUAGUACAACAACCACUGCAGCUCCUAGUACAACAACAACUGCAGCUCCUACUACGACAACAACUGCAGCUCCUACUACGACAACAACUGCAGAUCCUAGUACGACACCAACUGCAGCUCCUAGUAUAACAACCACUGCAGCUCCUAGUACAACAACCACUACUGCUACUACUACGACAACCACUGCAGCUCCUAGUACGACAACCACUGCAGCUCCUAGUACAACAACAACUGCAGCUCCUAGUACGACAACCACUGCAGCUCCUGCUACGACAACCAGUGCAGCUCCUACUACGACAACAACUGCAGCUCCUACUACGACAACAACUGCAGCUCCUAGUACAACAACUGCUGCUCCUAGUACAACAACAACUGCAGCUCCUAGUACAACAACAACUACAGCUGCUACUACGACAACAACUGCAGCUGCAAGUACAACAACUGCAGCUCAGAGUACAACAACAACUGCAGCUCCUAGUACAACAACCACUGCAGCUCCUAGUACGACAACAACUGCAGCUCCUACUACGACAGCAACUGCAGCUCCUAGUACAACAACAACUGCAGCUCCUAGUACAACAACCACUGCAGCUCCUACUACGACAACAACUGCAGUUCCUACUACGACAACAACUGCAGCUCCUAGUACAACAACAAUCUCAGCUCCUAGUACAACAACCACUGCGGCUCCUACUACAACCACUGCAGCUCCUAGUACAACAACAACUGCAGCUCCUAGUACAACAACCACUGCAGCUCCUACUACGACAACAACUGCAGCUCCUACUACGACAACAACUGCAGCUCCUAGUACAACAACAAUCUCAGCUCCUAGUACAACAACCACUGCGGCUCCUACUACGACAACAACUGCAGCUCCUACUACGACAACAACUGCAGCUCCUAGUACAACAACAACUGCAGCUCCUAGUACAACCACCACUGCAGCUCCUAGUACAACCACUGCAGCUCCUAGUACAACAACAACUGCAGCUCCUACUACGACAACCACUGCAGCUCCUAGUACAACAACCACUGCAGCUCCUACUACGACAACAACUGCAGCUCCUACUACGACAACAACUGCAGCUCCUAGUACAACAACAAUCUCAUCUCCUAGUACAACAACCACUGCGGCUCCUACUACGACAACCACUGCAGCUCCUACUACGACAACAACUGCAGCUCCUACUACGACUACAACUGCAGCUCCUAGUACAACAACGACUGCAGCUCCUAGUACAACCACCACUGCAGCUCCUAGUACAACCACUGCAGCUCCUAGUACAACAACAACUGCAGCUCCUACUACGACAACAACUGCAGCUCCUAGUACAACAACCACUGCAGCUCCUACUACUACAACAACUGCAGCUCCUACUACGACAACAACUGCAGCUCCUACUACAACUGCAGCUCCUACUACGACAACAACUGCAGCUCCUAGUACAACAACAACUGCAGCUCCUAGUACUACAACAACUGCAGCUCCUAGUACAACAACCACUGCGGCUCCUAGUACAUCAACCACUGCAGCUCCUAGUACAACAACAACUGCAGCUCCUACUACGACAACAACUGCAGCUCCUAGUACAACAACAACUGCAGCUCCUAGUACAACAACCACUGCAGCUCCUACUACGACAACAACUGCAGCUCCUACUACGACAACAACUGCAGCUCCUAGUAUAACAACUGCAGCUCCUACUACGACAACAACCGCAGCUCCUACUACGACAACAACUGCAGCUCCUAGUACAACAACAACUGCAGCUCCCAGUACAACAACAACUGCAGCUCCUAGUACAACAACCACUGCAGCUCCUACUACGACAACAACUGUAGCUCCUACUACGACAACAACUGCAGCUCCUAGUACAACAACUGCAGCUCCUAGUACAACAACCACUGCGGCUCCUACUACGACAACAACUGCAGCUCCUAGUACUACAACAACUGCAGCUGCAAGUACAACAACCACUGCAGCUCCUAGUACAUCAACCACUGCAGCUCCUAGUACAACAACAACUGCAGCUCCUACUACGACAACAACUGCAGCUCCUAGUACAACAACAACUGCAGCUCCUAGUACAACAACCACUGCAGCUCCUACUACGACAACAACUGCAGCUCCUACUACGACAACAACUGCAGCUCCUAGUACAACAACAACUGCAGCUCCUAGUAUAACAACUGCAGCUCCUACUACGACAACAACCGCAGCUCCUACUACGACAACAACUGCAGCUCCUAGUACAACAACAACUGCAGCUCCCAGUACAACAACAACUGCAGCUCCUACUACGACAACAACUGUAGCUCCUACUACGACAACAACUGCAGCUCCUAGUACAACAACUGCAGCUCCUAGUACAACAAUAACUGCAGCUCCUACUACGACAAUAACUGCAGCUCCUAGUAUAACAACAACUGCAGCUCCUAGUACAACAACCACUGCAGCUCCUACUACGACAACAACCGCAGCUCCUACUACGACAACAACUGCAGCUCCAAGUACAACUACUACAGCUCCUAAUACAACAACUACUGCUCAUAAUACAACAACUACAGCUCCUAACACAACAACUACAGCUCCUAAUAGAACAACAAUAACUUUAGCUAAUUUCACAACCACUACUGAGCUACCAAAAACUACACAAAUUAGCACUCCAACUACAUCUGUCGGACAGUCAACCACGAAUACUGGGCUUAGUUUUAGGUUUGUACUGAGGGUGAAAUUUUCCAUGACAACUUUCCAAACCGAAUCUGAGAUCUUGAAUCAGCUUCGUGAGUAUCUGAUCAGACAAGGGCUGCCAUUGGACUCUACACUGCGAUUGACAUUCAUUCAGAGCUAGUUGACGGGGUGAAGAGGAGAAGGACACCGGAGAGAAAACACAGACAGAACAGAAUACAAAACUGAUCACUGAGAUAUUUUACACACAUAAUUUACAAUAGAUUAUCUUGCAGAUUACACUCUUACCCCAUGACCUACGGUAACUGGACCUAUUGUACUAGCAACUAAAUACCUACCGUACCUUCAGAAAGUUCCCUGGACUUUUCCCUCAUUUUGUUGUGUUACAAAGUGAGAAGAAAAAAUCUAACAUUUGUAAAACAUAUAUACAUGAUCAAUAAAACACUAAUAUAUCUUGAUUAGAUAAGUUUUCAUCCU